This is a messenger RNA of Liolophura sinensis, 1178 nucleotides long. Its product is annotated as small ribosomal subunit protein mS34-like. The record is from RefSeq and is a predicted model, not a curated record. Lineage: Eukaryota; Metazoa; Mollusca; Polyplacophora; Chitonida; Chitonidae. Gene Ontology annotation, cellular component: mitochondrion. Bases 3 to 500 code for a protein of 165 amino acids. The transcript has 2 exons. Gene Ontology annotation, molecular function: structural constituent of ribosome.
AGAUGUUGAUAAAAUAUGUUGGUAGGCCGAGUCCAUGGAAAGGCAAAACACUUUACAAUAUUGCGUGCAAUUUGAAAAAUAGAGGCGAAGGGAGAGUGGUGAUAAGAUGGUCUUUUGCAAACCGCUAUCCGGAGAAGUGUUUUUACAGAUUAACUAAAGUAGAGCCGGAUACAACAGACCCGGAAUUCAUGAGAGGAUCAGCCUGGGGGUUACGAGUGUUUCGUGGCAAGGUCUAUCCUAAAGAGACAAAGAUUGAGACGGGAAACCGGGCGGACUGGAGACUUAUCCCUAGAGAGGAGGAAGAGGAGUUCUGUAAACUGACUGAAAAGGAUGUGUAUAAAAGGCCAGAGCCCCCACCCAGGGAAAUGACUCUGCCACCAUUAUUGGGUGCUCUCUAUAAACAACAUCUGGAAAAUAAAGGAGAGUCUGUGGAAGGUCCAAUCACAGUCAGCUUGAGACUACGAAGAACAAAAGAACGAAAUUCUGCAACGGACCUGUGAGUCACUUCAUGGUGAAGUGUGACUGGAUAGUGAAAUGUUUGUUUUUUUUCAUUGUCAUUAGAUAGUGCUGAAUGAUAAAAAAUCAUUUUUGACUGAGAAGAUAUGUACAUUAUGUAAGAAAUAUGAUAAACCCAUUUAUAGAAGAGUGUGAUGCACGGAGAUGAAAAUGAUGGGAUGUUGGAUUUUUGGAGAUAGCAGAAGAUUCUGUAAUAGUAUUCAGCACUCUGCUACAUAGGUGUGGCAUGUCAAUGUUUUUACAUGAUCAACCCUUUAGCCAGCACUAUUCACAGUUGGCGGAGAAAACUGGAUUGUUUCUUACUGUGUGUAACCUUUUAUCUCACAUCCAGGACAUACUUUUUCUUUUUCUUAAAAUAAACCACAAGCAAAAUAAUAGUGGUUUACUAUCCAAGAUUUUCUUUUUGCCCUUGCGCUCUGUGACUCUCACGCACUUGGUGACAAAAAAAAUCCACAACACUGGCCAAUUGGAUGAGGGUAAUACAGCUAGUGCUGCUCCUUAAGGUCAUCACUGAUGUGCUUGGGCCUGAAAUCAGGUUGAUCAGGUGUCUUCAUUGAACCAGGAUUGAGCAACAGGUGGUUCCUCUUGAAAAAGAAGGUUUUCUGUUGUGAAAGUGAAUAUUCUGAGAUGGUAUAACACCACAACAACAAAUGGUUUUACAU